Cyphellophora europaea CBS 101466 is the source of this 555-nucleotide messenger RNA. RefSeq lists its product as uncharacterized. The transcript is spliced from 2 exons. Bases 1 to 555 code for a protein of 184 amino acids. NCBI's taxonomy places the organism in Eukaryota, Fungi, Ascomycota, Eurotiomycetes, Chaetothyriales, Cyphellophoraceae. The record is from RefSeq and is a predicted model, not a curated record.
AUGUCGGCCAACCUGACACCACCUACACUGGUCAUGAACCCCAAUGGCACGCGACAGCAAGUUCCUCUGCGCGAUUAUCUGAACGCGCGCAUUGCGCCCUUCCUCAAGAAAGCAAUGACCGAGAGUCUGGCAUCAGAGGCCGAGUUCCCGUUACAAUGGCUGGGUGAAUGCCUCAUCCACCAGUCAAUGCUCUACGAGGGCAACCCUGAUACCACUGGGAUUCGCGAACGCUUCCGAUACAAUUUCGAGAUGCCUACAGAGCCUCCACAAGAAGUGCCCCAGGAAGAGCCACAAGCACAGGCGCAAACUACCAACCCUGCUUCUACAAAUGGAGUUGCUGCUACCGAGACAGCAUCUACAGACUCAGCCGCACAAGUCGCUGCCUCAAUAGCGGUGCCUCCGGCCGAUGCGCCAAUGUUGAACGGGGAGAUGGAAGUUCUUGAGGAGCAGAACACGCAGGAUUCAACACAGGUACCGAGCGAACAGCCUCCCACUGCCCCUGCUGCCCCUGCCGCAGCUCCGGUGCAAGAUGUGGACAUGGAAGGGACGUCAUGA